AUGGCGAACAACAAAUCAAUAAUAUCUGUUCAAACCAAGUCACAAGCUAGUGCUAAACAAGUAUCAAAAUUUUCCAAGGAUGCAGUUGCAAAUCGGCGUAUCAACAUGCAAAAAAUGCAAAAUGUCCUUCUUGUUUGGUUAGACAACAAUAUUAACGAAAAUAAUGCUGAUUGUACUAAUACAAUCAAACAAUUAAAACGUGUUGUUAACAACAUAAACACGUUUACAGAUGGUGAACAGUGUCUUGAGUUUAUUCAAACUAUCACCAACAACAAAGUAUGUAUGAUCAUCUCGGGGUCACUUGGCAAACAUAUUGUGCCCCAUGUGCAUCAUAUGUCCCAAAUAGACACCAUUUUUAUUUUUUGUAACAAUCAACAAUGGCAUAAACAAUGGGCCAAAGAAUGGCCUAAAAUAAAAGGAGUCUUCACAGAGAUAACAUCAAUUUGCGAAGCUCUUAAACAAACUGCUCACCAGUGUGAGCAAAAUGCCACACCGAUCAGCUUUGUAGCGUCAAACAAAAAAUUGGAUCAAUUAGAUCCAUCAUUCAUGUAUUCUCAGAUCUUGAAAGAGAUCUUAUUAACCAUCAACUUCGAAGAUAAACAUUUCAAAGAAUUUAUUAGUUAUUGUCGUGAAAUAUAUGAAGAUGAUGAAAAUGAAUUAAAAAAUGUUAAUCAACUACAA
Molecule: messenger RNA, 681 nt
Organism: Adineta steineri
Lineage: Eukaryota; Metazoa; Rotifera; Eurotatoria; Adinetida; Adinetidae
Source: the annotation of a GenBank genome assembly